UGGCUGAGUUGCUGUUGUUCCCAUUUGCUUCCACUUUGUUAUAACACCCCAACAGUUGACCGUGGAAUAUUUAGUAGCAAAGAAAUUUCACGGAUUGACUUAUUACACAGGUGGCAACCUAUCAUGGUACCAUGCUUGAGUUCACUGAGCUCCUGAGAGCGACCCAUUCUUUCACAAAUGUUUGUAGAAGCAGUCUGCAUGCCUAGGUACUUAAUUUUAUACGUCUGUGGCCAUGGAGGUGGUUGGAACAGCUGUGGCCAUGGAGGGGAUUGGAACACCUGAAUCCAAUGAUUUGGAGGG
Messenger RNA from Staurois parvus, 300 nucleotides. The record is from the annotation of a GenBank genome assembly. NCBI's taxonomy places the organism in Eukaryota, Metazoa, Chordata, Amphibia, Anura, Ranidae.